UCUACCGUCUACCCCGCUUUCAGGUAACUUCCCAUCACCUGCCGAUUACCAUGGACAUACGUAUACAUAUACACCUUUAAUCUAAAUUUAUACGUCGCGCGCGACUUAAAGACAUGUUAUGCCGAGGAGCAUAAAGGUUUACCUUUAUCUUCGAGCUGGUGUAACGCUGUAUGUUGUCCGAUUAUCUCAAUACAUCAGUGUCAGUAGAAUGAGGAACGACUGUUGUGCAGGAACUAGUAAACUGGAGGCUGGCCUCUUUCCACAAAUUGAUGUUCGGAACAAUUCUAGUAUCAACUCCAUCAAUUGUAUUUCGUUAAGCUAUUGGAUAGACAUCAUAAACACCAUCAACAAUAAAUAGUUGUUAUUCAAGUGUUACCAUGAUAGACUGGGUAUCGCUUCCCUUGGAACCGCUCGAGGCGAUCUUCCGACAGCUCAACUACAAGGACCGACUGAGCUGUGCUCUGGUGUGCCACAAAUGGAACCAAGCCCUAUUCGAGUGUCCUUCGCUGGCCCAUAGUAUUGUAUUCUCGAUCGAUACAGCCCGCACAGAACAAUUGCAGCCUAUCAUAGCGCGGAGUGACCGCAAUUAUAGACAGUUGGCAAUCGGAUUACGUGGGCCAUGGACUGAGGACCUUGUUGAGUGCCUGGAUCAGGCUGUCCAAAGGUGGAAUAUCCGAUUUGUAUCCCUAGUGGGAGAACCGGACAAAGUGCGUAGUUGCCUUAUUUCCAAAUCAUCGUUCUUCAGUUCCCUGACAGAACUGAAUCUUGAGUUUACGUUAACGCGUACUUGGCCUGCUAUCGACAUUCUAGAGGUUGAGUUGAGCCAGUUGAAAAAAAUGCACUAUCUACAGGUCUACACUGGGGCAAGACAAACAUUCACUCUGUUUCGAUUUAUUCUUCCGAAGGCGGAAGAGAUAUCGCUUGUUUUGGAUUCUUUGGCUAACGAAGAAGCGAUGUAUUGGGAAGAUCCUUUGAUCGAACUGUUCGGAUGCGGUAACCUGAGAUCUCUGGAAAUUGAUUUAAAUGGCACCAUGUGGCAAAAGUUCUUCGCCAUAGACAAGCCAUAUAUGGAGCGAUUGGUGAUUCGGCGUGCGAUCGACGAGUAUCAGAACCGUGAUUGGAAUGUGGAAUUCUCUAAAAUGCCGAAUUUGCGACACGUGGAGUUUACGUUUUCCAAUAAUGAAAUGCUUGCCAGUUUGAACCGGAACUGCAAGAAAAUUGAGAAGCUCCACUUGAAUGGGUUUUGCUUGGAUGAUGGCAAUUUUGUCAGCAGUAUGCAGUUUCCUUUUCUAAGAAGUUUGCACAUGGACGGCUGGGCAAAUGGAUCCCUCUUUUCGAACGAGCUAUCUCUUCGUUUGGAUAAUCUGGAGGAACUCACCUGGAAAUACGUGGAGCUGGCUCCUAUUCAGGGCAUUUUUAAAAUCAUUACGCCCAACGUGAAACGCCUUACGCUAAGAGGCUGUGAAUACGCUCGUUUUGAGAUAGAUGUUGGCUAUCGUUUGACGUCGCUAGACAUGGAUUACUACGGAGUGCAAAUAGUGGCACCUAAUUUCCUAGAUCACUUGGUGCAUCUGAAUAACUUGACUCUUCAUAUUAGUGGUCGGUCCUGCAAGCUGGCCUCAAAGAUGCAUCACCUCCACAAUAUUAAACGGUUGGAAAUUGUGUGUUCCACCGAAAUCCACGGGUAUGAUUGCAAUACUUUGUUCGAAAGCGUAUGCCAGAAUUUGGUAUAUCUGGAGGAAUUUGUUCUUCGAAACGAGCACGAAAAUCAACUCAUCGUAGAUUACAAAAAGUAUAGCCAGCUGUCCCAGUUAUCUCAGCUGAAAAAGUUGACGUUGCAGUACAUUACGAUAGAGAAUGUUACUGGAGAAAUGACACUGAAGAAUGUUCCACAUUUCAACGUGUGGGGUUGUACUACGUCGGAAGGUCACAAUACUAGUCGUGCUAGAAUGUUGGAAAUGUGAGACGUCACGGUGGAGUCUUAUUGUAUUGGAACUGUCAUACGCUGGGUUCAAACUUCUCGAUCAAUCUUGAGUAACAAGCGAUAUUCGCUCCCGGAAAUUUUCAUCGGCAAAUCAGCAAUGAACGAAUGAUGCCCUGCCUUGCACAUCUGUCGAAUAUCUGCCAUAAACUGGAAAUCGAUUUGUGGUGGGAUGAUUAUUUGUUGUUCACUGCCAAAGCAGCGAAAGUUAUUUUUCUCACUUUCACCGUAUCCUUCCAAGUGGUCUACAAUGCGAACGAUAGGGCAUCGGCCGAUUUUCUAGGCAGGAUAUUGCUUUUCGGCACCACUGUUUUACGACUAAGAACUGCCGUUGUUACUCCACUGAUUUUUUUAUUGUGACAGAUGAAUUAGACAAAACCUGGCCAUACCUGAAAAUAUUUUAAUGAUAGGUUAAUAGAGACUUUUGUACUACUUAUUUAUACAUCACUAACUUAAAAACAAAGAUAUUAUCUCAAAAUAGUUUAAUAAGGCGAUAGUGUAUGUAAACUAAAUCAAAUUAGUUUUUAGAUUCAACAUAAAAAAGGAAUAAAGAUCUUAAACGGUCAA
Armigeres subalbatus is the source of this 2548-nucleotide messenger RNA. RefSeq lists its product as uncharacterized. NCBI's taxonomy places the organism in Eukaryota, Metazoa, Arthropoda, Insecta, Diptera, Culicidae. The record is from RefSeq and is a predicted model, not a curated record. Bases 378 to 1964 code for a protein of 528 amino acids. The transcript has 3 exons. Gene Ontology annotation, molecular function: protein binding.